Messenger RNA from Jatropha curcas, 2578 nucleotides. It is a transcript of the gene ABCB26, whose product is annotated as transporter associated with antigen processing protein 1. Gene Ontology annotation, biological process: transmembrane transport. The record is from RefSeq and is a predicted model, not a curated record. Gene Ontology annotation, cellular component: chloroplast envelope; membrane. Lineage: Eukaryota; Viridiplantae; Streptophyta; Magnoliopsida; Malpighiales; Euphorbiaceae. Gene Ontology annotation, molecular function: ABC-type oligopeptide transporter activity; ATP binding; ATP hydrolysis activity.
GCCCACCAAAAAAUUUCAGUUCGUUUCAUUUCGCUCCUGCUUGUUCAGAAUCGAUGGCUCUGCGGCCUCUGCUACUGUGCAAUGCACAGCGCCACUUCGUCUCUUGGCGUCACUACAAACAACAACAGCCUCCUCUCAAUUUCCGUUCAGCUGCCAAUAACAAACUCCGAUUUUCUCCUUCAAGCUUUUCUCGUAGCAGUAAACUACGUCGUUUCUGUCCUCUGAAGUCUUCUUCAGUUAACGGAUAUUCCAUACGGAAGGAUAAUAAUACAGAACUGUAUGAAGAAGAUCAGAGUGAGGACAAUCUUGAGUUGCAUGAGAGGAUUCUGAAGUUUUUUGAGUUCCUCCCAUCAAUUUUGCCUGGUGGAAAUUGGUGGAGCUUCUCUGAAGAUGUGGAGGUAAAAUAUUUGGCCAAUCCAGUGACCUUGUGGCAGGCGCUUGGCCGCAUGUGGCAGUUGGUGGCUCAGGAUCGCUGGGUCAUUUUUGCAGCUUUCUCUGCUUUAAUUGUUGCAGCGGUUUCACAGAUCUCAAUACCACAUUACUUGACAGCAUCAAUCUUUUCUGCACAAAGUACUGAAAUUGCAGUUUUCCACCGAAACGUGCGUCUGCUGGUGUUGUUUUGUCUGGUAGCUGGAAUAUCCAGUGGUUUACGAGGUUGCUUGUUUGGCAUUGCAAAUAUGAUCCUUGUGAAGCGAAUGAGGGAAACAUUAUAUUCUGCUCUUCUUCUUCAGGAUAUAUCAUUUUUUGACAUUGAAACAGUUGGUGACUUGACAAGUAGGCUUGGGUCAGAUUGUCAGCAAGUGUCUCGAGUUAUUGGAAAUGAUCUUAAUUUGAUAGCACGCAAUGCUGUACAGGGUACAGGUGCCUUGAUCUACUUGCUAAUUUUGUCCUGGCCACUUGGUUUAUGUACGCUUGUGAUAUGCUCAACUAUAGCUGCUUUAAUGAUGAUAUAUGGCAUGUACCAGAAGAAGGCAGCAAAGUUAACUCAGGAGUUCACUGCUUCUGCUAAUCAAGUGGCACAAGAGACAUUCUCUUUGAUGAGAAUCGUUCGCAUUUAUGGAACGGAAAAACUAGAACUUGAAAGGUAUAAGCUGUGGCUGGAAAAAUUGGCUGAUAUAAGCUUGCGGCAAAGUGCAGCAUAUGGAUUUUGGAAUAUGAGCUUCAACACACUUUAUCACUCCACGCAGAUCAUUGUUGUGCUAGUAGGAGGAAUGUCUAUUCUGGCUGGUCAUAUUACAGCGGAGAAACUGACAAAGUUCAUAUUGUAUAGCGAAACGCUGAUAUAUGCUACAUGGUGGGUUGGGGAUAAUUUAUCAUCUCUGAUGCAGUCAGUUGGGGCAAGUGAAAAGGUCUUCCAAUUGAUGGAUCUCUUGCCAAGUGACCAAUUCACAUCGAAAGGAUUGAAGUUGCAGAGACUGAUGGGAAAUAUAGAGUUUGUAAAUUUAUCUUUUCAUUAUCCAGCAAGGGCAGAGGUUCCUGUUCUGCAACAUGUAAAAAUUUCUGUGCUUCCGGGUGAAGUCGUUGCAGUUGUUGGUCUCAGUGGUAGUGGGAAAAGCACAUUGGUGAAUCUAUUGCUUCGUCUGUAUGAGCCAACAAAUGGUCAGAUUUUAAUCGAUGGCUUCUCUCUUAAAGAGUUGGACAUAAAGUGGUUCAGGGAAAGAAUUGGAUAUGUGGGACAGGAACCAAAACUUUUCCGUAUGGAUAUCAGUUCAAAUAUUAGAUAUGGUUGUCCUCGAGAUAUAGACCAGAAAGAUGUUGAAUGGGCUGCCAAGCAGGCAUAUGCUCAUGAUUUCAUCUUGUCUCUGCCCAAUGGUUAUGAAACACUUGUUGAUGAUGAUUUGCUCAGUGGUGGUCAGAAGCAGCGAAUUGCCAUUGCUCGGGCUAUUCUUAGGGAUCCAUCAAUUUUGAUCCUUGAUGAAGCUACUAGUGCUCUUGAUGCAGAGAGUGAACACAAUAUUAAGGGUGUUCUUAGUGCUGUUAGAAGUGACUUGACGACAAAGAGAACUGUCAUAGUAAUUGCACACAGACUUUCCACAAUACAAGCUGCUGACAGGAUAGUGGUGAUGAAUGGUGGUAAAGUUGUUGAGAUGGGCAGUCACCGGGAGCUUCUUCAUCAAGAUGGCCUCUAUGCGCAAUUGACUAGAAGACAGGCCGAUGCUGUUGCUUGAUUAUUUCCUACUAUCACGUGUAGGAUUUCCAGUAAUGCAUUUAAUUCAUUUCUUCAAACACAGAGGCUCGAGGAACCUUCACCGCUGACUCAUUUUUUCUUUAUAUUCCAUCCAAUUUGAAAUGUCUUGUAAUGAGAAAGCUAACACAAAGGAACUGCUCAGAAAACAGAAUGAAGAACUCUUAAGAAGGUUGUAUAUUAUAGUGUUACAGAAUGAAAUGCAGCCACAUGGUACACAAACUCUGUGAUAGGUUUAAUUUACAUCCUUUGAUAGUAAAUGUAUCGAUCUGUUUAUCGCAAUUGGAACUUGAAAAAUGUAAAAGCUUGAUUCUUGAUAAGGACAGCGCUAUAGAAGUACGAGUUAUUACUGUUGAUGUAUGGAUGGACUGAUUGGGAUCUGAUUUCAUCACA